AUGGUCAACAGCCUGAUCGUCGGCAUCACCGGGGCGAGCGGCGCCGUCUACGGCGUGCGCCUGCUCGAAGUGCUGAGGGAGACCCCGGUCGAGACGCAUCUCGUCGUCAGCAAGUGGGGCCAGCGGACGCUGGAGCACGAGACCGGCAAGAAGCUCGACGAUCUUCGUGCGCUCGCGAAUCAUCACUACGGGGCAGGGGACAUGGCUGCCCUGAUGUCGUCGGGCUCGGCUGCGAUCGACGGCAUGGCGAUCGCGCCCUGCUCGGCACGAAGCCUAGCGGCGAUCGCCUGUGGGCUCAGCGAAAACCUGAUCCACCGCGCGGCCGACGUCAUGAUCAAGGAGCGUCGGCCGCUCGUCCUGAUGGUUCGCGAGACGCCGCUCAGCGCCAUCCACCUCGAGAACAUGCUGAAGCUGGCGCGGCUCGGCGUGACGAUCUUUCCUCCCGUUCCGGCGUUCUACAACGAGCCGGGAUCGAUCGAUGAGAUGGUCGACUACACCGUGGCCAGGGCGUUGGACCAGUUCGGCCUGAAGGUCGACCUGGGCAUGCGCUGGCGUGGCGGGCUCACCCGCCGCGUUGCAUCGUCGGAGCGCUAA
Messenger RNA from Geodia barretti, 594 nucleotides. Lineage: Eukaryota; Metazoa; Porifera; Demospongiae; Tetractinellida; Geodiidae. The record is from the annotation of a GenBank genome assembly.